Messenger RNA from Lycium barbarum (goji berry), 1373 nucleotides. Its product is annotated as cell division control protein 2 homolog C. The record is from RefSeq and is a predicted model, not a curated record. Gene Ontology annotation, biological process: regulation of gene expression; signal transduction; G1/S transition of mitotic cell cycle. The coding region runs from base 160 to 1071 and encodes 303 amino acids. NCBI's taxonomy places the organism in Eukaryota, Viridiplantae, Streptophyta, Magnoliopsida, Solanales, Solanaceae. Gene Ontology annotation, cellular component: nucleus; cytoplasm; cyclin-dependent protein kinase holoenzyme complex. The transcript has 7 exons. Gene Ontology annotation, molecular function: cyclin-dependent protein serine/threonine kinase activity; ATP binding; cyclin binding.
UAUAAGAGGCGGCAGCAUGAAGCAUGUGUAAGCCAUCAAUUCGAAAUUCAAAAUAAAGAAAGAGGGGGGAAACCCUGCCGUUGUUGCUUUACACUCCCCAAAUACUUUUAAGAUCCACCAAAUCAAUCAACACCACCAAAAUCAUCAACACAGCAAAAAAUGGAGAAAUAUGAGAAAUUAGAGAAAGUAGGUGAAGGAACAUAUGGGAAAGUAUACAAAGCCAAAGACAAAUCAACAGGUCAACUUGUUGCACUGAAAAAAACACGACUUGAAAUGGAUGAAGAAGGUGUACCACCAACAGCAUUAAGAGAGAUCUCUUUACUUCAAAUGCUUUCACAUUCUCUUUACAUUGUUCGUUUGUUAUGUGUUGAGCAUAUUGAUAAAAAUGGGAAGCCUAUACUUUACCUUGUUUUUGAGUAUUUGGAUACUGAUCUUAAGAAGUUUAUUGAUUCUCAUCGUAAAGGACCUAACCCUAGGCCUCUUCCUCCUUCUCUUAUUCAGAGUUUCUUAUAUCAAUUGUGCAAAGGGGUAGCUCAUUGCCAUAGCCAUGGAGUUCUCCACAGAGAUUUGAAGCCACAGAACCUACUAGUGGACAAAGAGAAGGGCAUACUUAAGAUAGCUGAUCUAGGUCUUGGAAGGGCUUUUACAGUUCCCAUGAAGAGCUACACUCACGAGAUUGUUACUUUGUGGUACAGAGCUCCUGAAGUUUUGUUGGGAUCUACUCAUUACUCAACUGCUGUUGAUAUGUGGUCUGUGGGGUGUAUUUUUGCUGAGAUGGCUCGAAGGCAAGCCUUAUUUCCUGGCGACUCUGAGUUUCAGCAAUUGCUUCACAUAUUCAGGUUAUUAGGAACUCCAACUGAUAAGCAGUGGCCUGGAGUCAGUUCACUCCGCGACUGGCAUGUUUAUCCACAAUGGGAACCUCAGAACCUGGCCUCUCAUGUUCCAUCAUUGGGACCUGAUGGUGUGGACCUCCUAACGCAAAUGCUCAAAUUUGAUCCGGCAGACAGGAUUUCAGCGAAAGCUGCUCUUGAUCAUCCAUACUUUGACAGCUUGGACAGGUCUCAGUUCUGAGGAUGCUUCUACUCCUGCAGAUCACCUGUAAUGAUCAUUUGCAUCACUUUUUUAGGACGUUCUCUGUCCUGAAUGAGGGUAUCAUCAUCUUGGUGGUUUGAAAUUUGCCAUGUAACAUCGUCGACUUUCAUAUUUCACUGUGUACUGUUUUAGCUCUUCUAAAGUAUUUCUGAAGAUCACCUGUAAGAAGGCUCGUUUUGUGGCCAAGUUUAGUGUAGUUAUUACAAUGCUUUGAGGAAACAAAAAAAGUUUAUGUUCUCUCUGUGUGAUGAUAAAAUGGAUCAUAGAUUUCAAUAUUUCUA